UUCUUACGUUUAUUUCAGUGGAGGCCCGAGUGAUUUCUCUGUUAAAUAGAAGUUUGUGAUCUCUUACAAUGUCUGACAACAGGAUUGUUUUGAGUUUCCUGAGGGUGACCAAGCAGUACCUUCCCCACGUGGCCCGGCUGUGCCUCAUCAGCACCUUCCUGGAGGAUGGCAUCCGCAUGUGGUUCCAGUGGAGUGAACAGAGGGACUACAUCGACGGCACGUGGAACUGUGGCUACUUCCUGGCCUCCAUCUUUGUGUUCCUAAACCUCUUUGGGCAGCUGGGUGGCUGUAUCCUGGUGCUGAGUAGGAACUUUGUGCAAUAUGCCUGCUUUGGACUGUUUGGAAUUAUAGCAUUACAGACUAUUGCAUACAGCAUUCUAUGGGACCUGAAGUUCUUGAUGAGGAAUCUUGCCCUUGGGGGAGGCUUGCUGCUGCUGCUGGCUGAGUCCCGCUCAGAGGGGAAGAGCAUGUUUGCUGGUGUCCCCACCAUGAGGGAGAGCUCCCCAAAGCAGUACAUGCAGCUGGGAGGGCGUGUGCUGCUUGUCCUCAUGUUCAUGACACUGCUACACUUUGAUAUGAACUUCUUUUCUAUUCUACAGAACAUUGUGGGCACAGCCCUGAUUAUCUUGGUGGCAAUUGGCUUCAAGACUAAGCUGGCUGCCUUGACUCUGGUCAUCUGGUUGUUUGGCAUCAACAUCUACUUCAAUGCCUUCUGGACCGUCCCAGCCUACAAGCCCAUGCACGAUUUCCUUAAAUACGAUUUCUUCCAGACCAUGUCUGUCAUUGGAGGGCUCCUCCUUGUGGUUGCACUGGGUCCUGGUGGAGUCUCCAUGGAUGAGAAGAAAAAAGAGUGGUAACAGGAAUAGCAACACUUCUUGGGACAUACUGUACUAAGUCCAGUACUGAUUCUCUAUGGAUUCAACAAAAACUGACAGCAUUUUACACGUACAUGUCCCCUUCCUAUAAAAGGCACAGAUGUUUUGAAUUUGAUUUACUGUGGCACCAGUAAUACAAUAGAUAAAAUCCUAUUUCUUCAAGGAAUGUUGCCUAGGCUUAUUUUAACUUCCUAGAUUUGGAACUAACCCAAGGAACCUGCAUUUUGCUGAUGCUUCAGUGAAUUGCAGUAGAACAGUUGCUGUCUGGAAUGUCAGCAAUGUCUUAAAAUUUGCAGAAAGGUGAGCAGAUACAGCUGGAUCAUUCAGUGUGGUGUUGGGUUGUAGCUAUAACUAAAAAAGUGGGUCCCCUUUCCUGCCCUUAUCAAAACUGUCUUGUGCAUAAGGAGUUCCAUUGCUGGUUAUAGCAUUGCUUAUCAAGGUGGAAAGCAGCAUCAAAGAAAACACAGAAAAUCACUGUUAUUUUGCUGCUCAGAGGCCUGUAAUUCCCUUUUGUUUAAUAGGGAAGGGUCUUUCCUGUUCCUGAACAGAAAGCAGAAAGAAAACCCUAGAAGUAGUUGUACCCCUUUCUGGGUAAGAAAAGGGAGAGGAUUUUCUAACAUGUCCCAGUUCUGCCCUUGAGGGGAACAAGGGGGAAUCCUGUAUUGUUAAUCAUGAAUCCUGUAUUGCUAAUCAGAUUUAAAGGAAGUGGGGGAGAUAAUCCUGAAGAGACAGAAUGUUCGAUUCUCUGAAAAUUCUGUGCCAAAAGAAUUCUUUAUUCUACAUUCUUUCCCCAAAAGUUGCCCCUGCUGAAUUCCCAAGAAGGGAGCCAAGUUGUGCUGCAGGUUCCAUAAUAAAAGCUCCUUUCUGCUAUUAACCAGCUUCCAUCUAUAUAUGCCCCAAAUUCAUAUUUGAAUUGCAGGUUAAUGGUGAAAAUGUCUUGAGAGUUACAGAAACUCCCCUUUUCUGUGCACUCAGUACUUGCCAGAUGAGAGCAGUCAAUCUCCUGAUCUGUAGUCUUUGCUUCUUCAAUUCACUUCUGUCAGUCUCCUGGCUGUCAAGUCCCAGCUGACUGAAGAGCUGGGCUGCUGAGCUCUCCAGGACAGCCCCUCCUCUGCCACCUUCGACCCCCCUGAGCUGUGCAGGGUGGAGAUGUGGAAGUGGCCCCUGUUCCCAGGUCUGCAAACGGUUUUAGCUGAGGAAUGUGAGUGCAAAGCCUGGGCAGUGCAUGAGCAGCCAGGGGUGGACCUGCCCUGGGAGGAACUUGGGGGGUGAGGAGAGCAAGGCCCUGUUUGGCUUCUCAGUGCCACAACCUCUGUGCCAUGACCAUGCUUAGUGCUGCUCAGGGAAGGAGUUUUGUCCUCUCUUAGUCAACUAGGUGUGAACCUGUUUCACUAGAUUGUGGAGGAGUUCUAGACAGCAUGAGCCCUGCCAACUUCCUACCAUUACACUGAUUCCUUGCUCUGUUGCC
Ficedula albicollis (Collared flycatcher) is the source of this 2343-nucleotide messenger RNA. It is a transcript of the gene SURF4, whose product is annotated as surfeit 4. Gene Ontology annotation, biological process: Golgi organization. The coding region runs from base 69 to 857 and encodes 262 amino acids. Gene Ontology annotation, cellular component: membrane; endoplasmic reticulum; endoplasmic reticulum-Golgi intermediate compartment. Lineage: Eukaryota; Metazoa; Chordata; Aves; Passeriformes; Muscicapidae. The transcript has 6 exons. The record is from RefSeq and is a predicted model, not a curated record.